AUGGAAAAGCACGAGGAGACGCAAGGCGUUAAAGACAUGUUUGCGAAAGCUGUCGCUGGAUUUCCUACGAUUUUCAACUCAGCGACAGCGUCGGCCAACCUAGCCAAGGCGAUAGACUGGUGGGCGAAAAAGGACCUGAUUUUGGGGGCCGAACGAGGCGUGAUCAGUGGACGAGGCCGCCCUCGCAGCGCAUGGGUUACGUGGCUGUACUCGAAACUUCUUGACGAAUUCGAUCGUUUACACAAACUUGGCGUUAAGUUUGAGCCGCCACUACUGCUGCAGCUCGCGAAACAGAUUUUGCGAGACGGGGAGGGCGAGUAUACUCAUAUGAGCGUCGAUGCCAAACAGACUCUGAUCAUCGAGAAAAUCAAUUCGCGUUGGAUCCAGUGCUUCAUGGAGGCCCAUCAGAUUGUUCUGAGGACGCAGACCGGCAAACGACAGCUCAGCCAGCCCAAGAUCCUACAUAUCGAGAAAGAGGUUGCAUUUCACCUCGGGGAGUUGCAGCGUGGGUUUGCCGACGGGUCACUGGACGAAAAUGCAAUCGAAAAUAUUGAUGAGACGCAUUUUGUCAUUGAUUUCGACACUGGAAAAACUUUGGGCUUCUCAGGCGAACAACAGACUAAGUAUGCAGACGUUGUGUCGGGUGGCGAAGGAAUGACCAUGGUGGUGCGGCUCUUGGGAGGUGCAAGCGCAAGGCCCCCCCCCUCCCCAAUGAUGAUCUUUAUGAAUGCUGAGGGGAAACAUCCUAUCCGAGGCGUACCCGAUUACACUCCGGGCGUGUGUUAUCGAUCCAGUAAGAAAGGAUGGAUGACACAAAGACUUUUUCGAAAUUAUCUGAGUGAAAGGAAAGCAAUGCGAGCAGAUCCACAUGACCGCAACAAGACCAUCUACCUCGACAACUGCUCUAAGCCGACCAAUGUCAAGAUGAACUCAACUCAAUCAAUGCAGAUCUCCAGUUCUUCCCUCCAAAUGCCACCGACUUGUGCCAGCCAGCAGAUUCCUUCAUCAUUGCGAAGAUAA
Messenger RNA from Phytophthora sojae, 1020 nucleotides. RefSeq lists its product as hypothetical. Gene Ontology annotation, molecular function: nucleic acid binding. Bases 1 to 1020 code for a protein of 339 amino acids. The record is from RefSeq and is a predicted model, not a curated record. The transcript has 2 exons. Lineage: Eukaryota; Oomycota; Peronosporomycetes; Peronosporales; Peronosporaceae.